This is a messenger RNA of Xiphophorus hellerii (green swordtail), 4687 nucleotides long. It is a transcript of the gene aplp2, whose product is annotated as amyloid beta (A4) precursor-like protein 2. The record is from RefSeq and is a predicted model, not a curated record. Gene Ontology annotation, cellular component: membrane. NCBI's taxonomy places the organism in Eukaryota, Metazoa, Chordata, Actinopteri, Cyprinodontiformes, Poeciliidae. Gene Ontology annotation, molecular function: heparin binding; transition metal ion binding; serine-type endopeptidase inhibitor activity. Gene Ontology annotation, biological process: central nervous system development; axonogenesis.
GAGAAACCACAAUUUGCCCACAUUUCCACAGCAGUCCGACACCGAGGCGCUUCCCAGUCGAGCUCCGUGGUCCGAAACAAGCAGAAACCUUUUUAUUUUGACCCGUUUGGUUGAGCCGGGUGGGGGAAAACUCCUGAAAUAUCCCCGGGACCUGGCUUGUUUGCCGUUGAUUCCUGCGGACGCCUGCGCGCAGGAACAGCUGAGGGGGAUAUAAGUUAUUUCCAGCAGAUCAGCGGAUCAGGAGAGCCUGGAAGAUGGGUUCACUCCCUGCGAUUUCUGCCCUGGUUUUGGGCAUUGUGGUUCCAGCCUUGGCCGGAUACAUUGAGGCUCUUGCUGCCAACGCGGGAACAGGGCUCGCUGCCGUGGAGCCACAGGUGGCCAUGUACUGUGGAAAACUCAACAUGCACGUCAACAUUCAGACCGGUCGCUGGGAGCCCGACCCGUCAGGAACCAAAAGCUGCGUGGGAACCAAAGAAGGCGUGCUUCAGUACUGUCAGGAGAUGUAUCCAGAUCUUAAAAUCACCAACGUAGUGGAAGCCAACCAGCCUGUCCGCAUUGAGAACUGGUGCAAAAAGGAGAAGAAGGUGUGCAAAGGCCACGCCCACAUCGUGGUGCCUUACAUGUGCUUAGUGGGCGAGUUUGUGAGUGACGUCCUGCUGGUUCCAGAGAAGUGCAAGUUCUUCCACAAGGAGCGCAUGGACCUGUGCAUCAGCCACCAGCAGUGGCACGCCGUGGCCAAGGAGGCCUGCUCCAGGAGCUCCAUGGUGCUCCACAGCUACGGCAUGCUGCUGCCCUGCGACAUCGACAAGUUCCACGGCACAGAGUACGUCUGCUGCCCCGCCUCCCGCUCCGCAGAGUCCGCCCCGCCGUCCCUGCCCUCCCAGGAGGAAGACGAAGACGAGCACGUGGAGGAUGAGGACGUUGCCCUGGGUGACGAUGAGCCUCUGGAGGAAAGUGUGACCAAAGCUAAUAAGGAACCAAUUCAGAAGGAAGACGCUGUGGACGAAGAUGAGGAGGAGGAGGAGGAGGAAGAUGAGGACGAGUACCACUACGUCUACGGGGAUGAAGAGACAAAAAUGAACGCAGAGGAAGAAGAAGAAGCAGAAGAAGAAAAAGAAGAAGAAAGCAGUAAACUACCAAAGAAAAUUAAGCAGAACCAAAUCCCUCUUCGUGAGGCCCUGAACUAUUUCUGCUCCCUUCCGAAUGUGACGGGUCCCUGUCGCGCCUACUUUCCUCGAUGGUACUUCAACAUGGAGAGGCAUGACUGUUUGCCCUUUGUAUACGGUGGCUGCCGUGGCAACGAAAACAAUUUCGACUCAUGGUUUCAUUGCAUCAACAUGUGCGUUUACAACUUCUACUUCGAUCCUGCGGCCUGGUCCGACGAUGUGGACGUCUACUUCGAGACGCCGGCGGACGACAAGGAGCACGGCCGCUUCCAGAAAGCCAAGGAGCAGCUGGAGGUCCGGCACCGGAACCGCAUGGAGAGGGUAAGGAAAGAGUGGGAAGAGGCGGAUCGGCAGGCCAGGAACAUUCCCCGGGCGGAGAGACAGACUCUGGUCCAGCACUUCCAGGCGAUGGUGGAGUCCCUGGAGGAGGAGGCAGCCAGCGAGAAGCAGCAGCUGGUGGAGACUCACCUGGCCCGGGUGGAGGCCAUGCUGAACGACCGCCGCCGCGUCGCCCUGGAGAACUACCUGGCCGCCCUGCAGGCCGACCCCCCCAGGCCCCACCGCAUCAUGCAAGCGCUGAAAAAGUAUGUCCGAGCCGAGAACAAGGACCGGCAGCACACCGUGCGCCACUACCAGCACGUCCUGGCGGUGGACCCAGAGAAAGCCGCGCAGAUGAAGUCUCAGGUGAUGACGCACCUGCGGGUGAUCGAGGAGCGGAUGAACCAGAGUCUGUCUCUGCUCUACAAAGUUCCCUACGUGGCCGAGGAGCUGCAGGAUGAAAUCGACGACCUGCUCCAGGAGCAGAAGGCCGACAUGGACCAGUUCCUGUCCUCCAUCUCUGAAUCGCAGCCUGACGUCACCGUGUCGUCGGAGGAGAGCGUGGAGGUUCCGGUCCCCGAGGGCAAACCGUACCGACCCGUCCAGGUCACAUCUCUGGGCGCGCGCUCGGAGCCGGAAGGCGACCUAUCAGACUCCCCACGUGCCUUCAAGAAAGGCUCCGCCAUGGCUGGUCUGGACGGUCUGAUCGGCGCCGAGGAAAGAGUCAUCAACAGCAAGCCGAAGAUGGGAGAAGACCUGGUGAUUGAUGAGUCUCUGGAUGUUAACGAAGUGGUUUACAGUGCUGAGAGAGUCAGCGUUAUGCAUGGUGAUGAGCUGCCCUACCGCCCCCUGGGAGAAGACUUCAGCAUCAGGUACACCAACACCGCGCUGAUUGGCCUGCUGGUGAUCGCCGUAGCCAUAGCAACUGUGAUUGUGAUCAGCUUGGUUCUAUUGAGGAAAAGGCAGUACGGCACCAUCAGCCACGGCAUUGUAGAGGUGGACCCCAUGCUGACGCCAGAGGAGCGACACCUAAACAAGAUGCAGAACCACGGCUACGAAAACCCCACCUACAAAUACCUGGAGCAGAUGCAGAUCUAACUGAGAGGGGGCGCCGUGGAGCCCACAGCGGGAACAUACUACUGACCAAUAACACACGAUGCUAUUGUUAAAAUCCUUUGCGUACAUCCAAACUCCAUUUACUGGUUUGUUCAAAACAAUCCUUAAGUAAUGCUACUACUUCUACUACUGUUGUACUAUAGAGCUCUUUUUGAUCACAUGUUUGAUGUUUCUGCCAGUUCGCAAAAUAGAAAACGAUUUAUCUGUAAUUACUGAGACGGAUCAAGAUGUAUAACAUUUCUUCUGACAUUUUUAUUAUGUGAAAAGCAAAUCAAACUAAUGUUUUUUAGUCAUCAAACUGGCACUACAUUUAGUUUCUUCAUCAUGCAGACUCUGAUGGGUUUCAUUAAAUAAUUGGUGUUUUAAUGUGUUAUUUUUAAUCUCAAUAGAUUGCUUGUAUAUGAAGGUUCUUCGUACCAAUCAAAAUGUUUAGUGAUUAAAAAAACAAAUGGGGGGGGGGAAAUAAAUCAUGGUUUAUUUCUUUGCUUUGUUAUAAUAACAAAUAUACAUAAAAUGUUUAAAUAUACAUAAAUAUAUAUAAAAUUAGAUGUUUUUAUUCUACCUUUUCCCAAAGGAAGAAAUUAUGGAUUGGUUUGGGUUUUUAUUUUUUAUCCUUAUUUUUAUUCGGUGGAUCGAAUGUUUGCAGGCAUUGGAAAAGGUGAGAACCUGUGCAGACCUCCAGCUCAAACGUCAUUAUUGACUGAAUCUCCACUUCUCUUCUUUUUUGCUUUAAUUGGUCAAUUUUUUUUCCAAGCCAGUAGUUCAUUAAAGUCUUGAGCAUCAGGACAAAAUUUAUAUAUAUAUACAUUCUGAUCUGACACAGCAAGGCAACCAGACAAACUAAUGUCUAGCUAAGCGAAGACAAAAAAGAUUCAUAAUAAAAAUGAGUGAAUGUGUUCAUUUACCACCUCAUACACACAAACUAGGGAUUCAAACGAUUAUUUGUCGAUUAAUGGUUUAUUAGAUUAAAAUUGGUUCCAAUACAUUAAUAAUAUCCGAUUACAUCUUCUUUUAGACGCGUUGUAGUUUGGCCUUCAUCCAGCAGAGAGCGCCAGUGGUCAUUCAUAAGCGGAGCCGCUGAGACAGAAACAAAGAUGGCGGCGGGGCGAUUCCUGAACGGGGACUGUAAACGGUCCGAACAGAGUCCGGUGUGGAAUGAAAAAUGCACUUUACGUGGUUCUGUUUAGAAAUAUAAACACUCAAGUUUUAGUUUAAUAGCCUGAGAUGGCGCAGUGUCGGCAGAUUAUGAAAAAUUUUGCCCCUUAUGGAAAGACGGUCCACUCUCUUGAUAAAAGAGAAAACUCAGGAAUUGUCGGCUAAUCAAGUAAUCGUUAUGAUCGAUAAACUCGAUCGAUAAACCCGACUAGCAAAAUCAACCUUUUGCUAGUUGGGAAUACAUAGCUGAAUGUAUUUCUCCAUACUAUGUAUAUCAUGGGUUCCCUUGAAGCUUUGCUCUCUCUCUCCUUUUUUUUUUUUUUUUUUUUUACAUUUUGCACAGAUUAUCCAAAGUCAAACAAUUAUCUCCCAGAUAUCCACAGACAGAUUUGUGGAUGUUGCAGCUGGAUUGCUUGAGCUUAGCGCUUCUGGAGAUCCGAACUGGGCUGAGAACCAAACCCGGAUUAACUGCUCAAACAUUUAAUGAUGCGAUGAAGCGAUCCGGAGGUCUGCGCAGGCGGAGAGCUGGUUGUGUGUAUUUUUACAGGUAGAGAAUGACACGAAACAAGUGAAUCCUAAUCCUCUCUCUCUAUCUUAGUAUCGUCUUUGUAUGCCUGUACAGUUGAUGUUGCAACCAUGGCUCUUUUUUUUUCUUAUGAGGAUUUCUGUGGUGUGCAUUGUUCUUAUAUGAAAUCUGUUUUUAAUUUUAUUUUCCAGUUUCUUUCUCCUCUUUCUGUGACAGUAUAUCUGUAUGUGACUGUCUCACUAUGCACCCAAAAGCUUCGAUCUCGUAACUGCCUGCUUGACUGUGGAAGAGGACCAGGGGACAUUGAUUAUAUUAUGCAUAUUAGUGAUUUAAAACUGAUCAACACCAAUGGAAACUGAUUUAUGGUUACAAGGGGUUACACAUCAAUAAACUCACAACAAACAAC